Klebsormidium nitens is the source of this 11425-nucleotide messenger RNA. The record is from the annotation of a GenBank genome assembly. Lineage: Eukaryota; Viridiplantae; Streptophyta; Klebsormidiophyceae; Klebsormidiales; Klebsormidiaceae.
AUGCAGCUAAUGCUGAUUCGUUUUGGCAGCAAAAGUCGAGGUUUUGUGUCCAGUGAGUAUAGGGGCGUUCCGCUCUCCUGUCUCUUUGUGAUGGCGGGGGAGCAAGGGCGUCCGCGUGUGUACUCUCUGGAGGAGAGCAGUCACAGUGACACAGUCGCAGAGAGGCCAGCGCAGCUGCGCAGGUCCCCGCGGUUGGCAGCGCCGGCGCUUCCGAGGCAGGGGGUGUCAGAGAGCCAGGGAUCAGAGAGGAAAAGAGUCCCUAGCCCUAAAGCCUCGUCCAAGGUUUUCAAAAAGCCUGGUCCUCCCAGCCAGAAAUCCUCUGGGCAGCAUGGGGCCGUGAAGUCGCCACAGCAGAGAGAUUCUCCAAAAAAGGGGUCACCCAGGCAAACACCCCCGCAGAAAGCAUCCCCCAGAAGGAAAAACAAGGUGGAGAACAGUCUGAUCAGCGCAGGCAAGCGGACAGGUGGUAGGAAGCGGCAGGGCAGAAGGGGUUCCGGAAAUGAAAGCGAGGACUCAAUCAAAAGUUCGGAAGUGGAUAGAUUUAUUGGAAGGAUGCCGGCGCAGCCGCUGGAUGCCCCCAGCAGCGAGAGCGAACUAGAGGGGGCCCUGUCAUGGCCAGUCCCUGUGGGUAUCCCGAUCCCAGGACCUGAGAGGGUGGUGGUGUCCGUCCCUGACUUCCCCAGUCUCCACAACAUGUGCCUCAAGCCCGGUCCUGGUGUGGAGCCGAUUGGAUUGGGAAACGAAGAAGUUGCGUUUGUCCCCCGGAGGGGUGCGGUGGAAGGGGCUCCGCAGGGGGGGCAGGCCGGGGUGCCUGAAGUUGAGGCUGGGGCCCCUGCGCCAAUGGUUGGGACUCCCAAGCGGCCAGUCACGUACACGUUGGACAGGAAGUUCCCCAAAAACGCUUCUCCUAAGUGCGACAGUUGCCGGAAAAGCAAAGCGUCCUUCGACACCUGCAGCAGGCGGGGCCACCCGCUGGCCUUCUUCGUCCUUGCCCCCUCCCAUGAGAGAGCACGCUUCUUGGAGGUCUUUGGCAAGCACUUUGAGAAUGGGUUCUUCCCAUCACAGGAGCCCCUGACCGUGAUGAGGGCGAACGCAGUGGGGGAGGCUCCGAGCGGACGAGACGCCUCGGAUGAGGACCCCGACGCUGCCGAUGUGUCUGGUUCAGACAGGGGUUCAGAGUCGGAUGCAGAGUCGAAAGAUUGGGUGUCCAAUUCAGACAGCGAGUGGGCCGCCCAACACCCCAGCCAGAUUGAGAGGGAUCGAGCCAGGCGUUAUGCAGAGCGGCGGCGCAGGCGCACCUUGCGACACUCCCAGGCAGCGGAUCCGCCAGUCCAACCCCACAACGCUGAGAGUAACCCUGCAGGCGAGUUUAGUGAUGAUGCCGGUGGUUUUCAUCCUGAGGAAGAGGGGCCAGCGGCUAAGGAACAGGGGCAAGGGGGCCUCCACGAAAGCAAUCAUGCGGCCGGUGGGGAGGAGAUUGUAGGACCAGAUGUGCUGGUGCAAGCGCCAAGGUGGGCGCAUGCGCACAUCGUCGCCUCCUAUGACGGCGAGCGUCCGGAUAUAGGCCGCAGGAGCCAGCUGCUGUUGCAUCGGAAGGCUUCAGAUGACAGCGAGUCGGCCAGUGACUGGGGCCCUGAUGGCGACACGUCGUCCGAUGAGGAGCGGGCUGGGGAGCAGGCAGGGGUCCAGGAAGGCGGGCGGGAAACAGAGGCGAGAUCUCAGAACGUCCCCGAGGGACUGCAAAGCCAGGAGGCGGCGGUUACGGACGGGGUGGACCUAGACGAGGUAGUCCCGGAGACGGAGGAGGAGGAGCCUCGACCUGCUGAAAGUGGCGGUGAAAGAGUUGCUGGGCCUCUGGGGGAGGCGCCUGCAGACUUGCCAGUUGCAAACGGGCAGCCACUGGAGGGCGCGGAAGCUGAUUCAGAGGCCACUCAAGAUGCCGUUCCAGGGGAUCGGUAUGGUCCGUUGAGGUCGCCGGUGCGCGCGCCACGAGCAGGCACUGUGCCUGCUGCCAAUGGCAACGGCCACGGAGGAAGCUUACCAGCACAGUCCUCAGAAGGAACGGAGUCGGACGAGCGACCGCGGUGGAGGAAUAUCAUGAGAGCACCGCGUGGGGACGAUCUGGAGGAGGAGCCUUCAGCUGGGGAAAAGAGGUCCCAGCAGAGUGCAAAACCAGGCGGAUCGAACGGCCCUGCUGAGGUGAGAGGUGCCCCCAGUUUAUUUGCCCCUGAGCAGGUGGGAAACGAGAACCAGGGGCGGGGGAUGGCGGCGCUAGUUGGGCCUGACAGCACAACAGUGGACGAAGGGGCGCAAGGACCUGCGCACUUGGAGGGGGAGCCAGCAGUUGACAGCCCUGGGGUGGCUGCAGGGAACAGGGGUGCUGGCUGGAGGGGUAGAAGGGUGGUUCAUCAGUCAAGGCCUGUCAGCCCAGUUGCGGCCGCAAAGCCCUCAGUAGAGCAAGGCCGGGAGAAUGAUGAAGAGGGGGCGUCCUCUGGUGGGUCGGAAGAGAUCCAUGGAAGGAGAGGGAGCGACCGCAGGCAAUUUGGGAAAGUGGAAAGAGUUCGAGGGAAAGCGCGGGCUGGCGGAGGAAACCGGGUUGGGCAGGACGCCGUACUGGAAAAAGCUGCGGCGGCAGGCGAAAGGGAGGGCGGUGCUUUGAAAGAGGGAGCCUCAGACAGCGGCGAAGAGUUUGGGGAAAGGGUUUCAGACGGAGGAGGAGAAGGGCAGCCGAGAGAAGAGGACCAAGAGGUGACAGGGGCGGGACACCUUGAGGAGGGCAGGGAGAAGGAGAAGGAGCCACCUGGAGGAAACUCAGCCGAGCAGAGGUCAAGCGAAGAGAAGUCUGGGGACGAAGAGGAGUCGGCUGCAGAGGGUCAGCCGGGCCGCAGCGCGCGUGUUGAAGUCCCGGGUGCGGCUGCGGGGCAGCAUGCGGAAGUGGGGGCAACACCGGGGGUACUUGCCAGACAGGAACCAAGUACUCCCUUUCACGCGGAAGAAGACUCGGAACGGGUGCCUGACAGUGAAAUAGAGUCCGAAAGGAGGCGUGCGCAGGCUGCUGGUGGGUUCUCUGAGAGUGAGGGGGGGAGUGAGGAGGUGCACUGUGGAACUCAAAUUCCGGUGGCCAAGCGGGAGGCAGGCAGCGGGUCGAGUGAGGCGUCGGAGAACGAGGAGUCGGAGAGUACAGUGCAGGAGCCACACGGAAAGGGGCUGACGCUUGCAAGAUCAGAGGCCAGAAACGAUGCCGCUACUGAGGAUUUAGCGAACGACUCGGAAGGAUCAUCGGAAGAGAGCAGCGAAGAGGAGUCUGAAGACGAAGAUGAGCCAGCUGCCGGAACAAAGACAGAGAGGCGGAGGGACGGGCUGCCAGGGGCAGCGAAAGAGCGGGAUGCGCAGCAAAAGACGGCUCACCAGACGGACUCUGAAGAGUCAGAGGAGGGAUGCAAUAGCGACUCAGAGUCGAUUGGACGGGGAGAGGUCCCUGCUGAGGCACCUGUGAAGAGGAGCGAGGCAGCGGGUCGCGCUGGGGGGUUGGGGGCUGGGGCGGAAGCACGAGGGGAGAUGCAGAAGGCUGCGGACCAGUCAACUUCGGAUGAAGAAUACUCGUCUGACGACUCGGAGGGUGACGCGCCCCCUGCGCCAAAGGCGGAGGCUCAGGAAGGGGUACCGCAGGCGGGGAGUCGGGGCCUUCCUGAGGAGUCCAGCUCGGAUGAGGAGUCGGACGAUGGGGAAGACUCUUCUGACGAGGAGCUUAACGACCGGCCUUUGAAGCGGCCACGGCUAGAAUCGACGUUGAAUAGCGCACCAUCGGGGCCGCAGGCACCUGCUCCGGGGGGGCGGGGAAGCGGCGAGGUCCAAAGGGCCCCGCCAGCCAGCAGCAGCUCUGGUUCCGGGGAGUCGGGAUCGUCAGAAGGGGCCGGCUCGGAUCGCAGCCCGGAAGGAGAGUCGGUGUCUCAGCCGGCUGGCGCAAAAGAUGGACCAACUGAGGAGGACGGGGAUGAUUCGGAGAGCAGUUCAGAGGAGAGCAGUUCAGAGGAGUUGAGUGAGGGAAGUGGGCCUGCGGAGGGCCCCGAAACGGGGCGGGCUGAUGCGAACGCUGCCCAAGUACAGGAAAGCGAACAUGCACCGGAAGAAUAUGAGAGUUCAGAGUCCGUGUCGGAGUCCUCGGGGGACAGCAGCGAGCAGAACGAACGGACGGCGCCUGCAGACGCCCCGCGUAGAGUAGAGCACGCAACGGAAGAGGGUUCGGGUUCGGAGUCAGAGUCAGAGUCAGAGUCAGAGUCAGAGUCAGAGUCAGAGUCAGAGUCAGAGUCGGGCAGUUCGGAGCAGACGGGCGAAAUUGCGCGCGCACGCAGUGUGCCUAGGACGGAUGCAAAGUUAGUGGAUACGGCAGAGGGGCCUGCAUCGAAGGGGGAAGCGGAUUCAGAUGUAUCAAGCUCGGAGUCCGGAUCCGAGUCGUCAGAAGGGGAUAGUUCAAUGCAAGGCGAGGGAGCUGCGGGUGAGCGCCGUCAGUCUGAUGCGCGAAGCGCGCCCGCAGCCAGUCAGGCGGUUGCGGCUGCAGGGAAAAUCUCGGAGUCGGAGUCAGAGUCAGAUUCGUCGGAAGAAGAAAUUUCGGAGCAAACCGGGGCGAAAGCGGUUGGGAGUCGGUCGGCAGCCGGGGAUGCUGCGGGGAAGAGGCAGGUUGAGGCCAGCAGAAUAGAGGGGUCAGACUCAGACUCGGAGUACGAGUCCUUUGAUGAGGGAAUUGGUUCGAAAGGAGAGGAGCGGGGUGCAGAGCGUGCCAGCAACACUCCUGAGGACAAAGAGAAGCCCUCAAUUGAUAGCUCAGACGAGUCAGAGUCCUCGGAGGAUGACGAGCCUGUGCAGGGUGCGGUGGUUAAGGAAGCGGGGCAAGGGAACGAGAGCGAGGAGAAUAGUCGGGGAUCAGAUUCAGUCUCGUCAGAGAGCGGUGAGUCUGCGGAGAGAGGCGGCAAGGUGGCUGCGAGUAGGCCCUCAACGAGAACCGAGCCGCCAGUGUCCUCUGAAUCAUCUGAGUCGUCAGAAGAGAGUUCAAAGUCUCCGGCAGCUGGCGACCUGAUUGGCGCGCGUUCUGGUUCCGAAGCAGCGCCAGCGGAUUCUUCGGCAAGCCAGCAUUCUGAGGGCCGAGCAGAUAGUUCGGGGCCAAGGCAAACGACGGCAGUGGUAGAGAAAGCGGCUGAGAGCUCGAGCUCCAGCGAUGGUUCUGAAUUUUCUUCUGACGAGGAUGCGGUGGAGAAGGUUGGAAGCGGGCAAGGGGCAGCCGCUGGGAAGGCAGAAACGCAGAGUUCGGGAGAGUCUUCGGAGGAGAGUUCGGGAAGCGAAGAGUCUGCGGGAGGUGGGGAGCAGCCAGCGGCUCCCAAAAGUGGUGCAACGAGCCAGGCGGCGUCGGGUGGAAGUUCAGACGAGGAGACUUCAGAUUCGGAGAGUGAAGAGUCCGCACCGGCAGCAGCAGAAGCCAGGGAGACACGAGGAAGGGCCCCUGCGGCGACUGAUGGGAGCUCGGACGAGGACGAGUCGGAUUCGGACAGCGGGGGUUCUGCAGGAGUGAAGCCAGCAGCAGGAGCGAAGGAGACCAGCGCAAAGGGCGGUGCAGCUGCUGGAGAAAGCUCGGAUGAGGAGUCUGAGUCGGACGAAGAGGUGUCGGACGACCAGCAGCAAGUCGCUGUUCGCGAGAAGGUGCCAGCAGGCGGGACAGCGGCGUCGGGCGGCGCAUUGGAGGAGCGGGCGGAUCCUGGUUCAGUGUCAAGGGAGCAGGUGCAGAUCAAGCAGAGCAGCGACUCCGUGGAUCGGGACGAGAGCUCGGCAGGGGGGUCCGGGGAGGAGUCGGAAGAGGAGUCGGAUGAAGCAUCGGAGGAAGAAUUGCAGGAAAGGUCAGGGAAGUCGAAGGAAGGGCCAGAAGAAGCCUUGGAGAAAAAGUCAGUGGAGGACUCGGGAGAGGAGUUGGAGGAAGAAUCAGAGGCGGUCAGCGAGAAUAAGGUAGUUGCAGCAGCAGAAGGGGAGAGUGUGAGUUCCGAUGGAGGGUCCGAAAGCGAGGAGUCUGAUCAAGAACGGGAGGCUGACUCCACUCGAGCGGCGGAGACUGGACGGACGGGCCAAGGUGGGACGAGGGGCGUGGCGAAGGUGGCAGAAGGUGGUUCCAGCAGUGAAAGUUCUGACGAGGAAAGUUCAGAGGAGGAGUCGGACAGCGAGCGUGUGCCGUCGAGCAAGGGAACCGAUAGCGGGAAGGCAGAUGCGGGCAAGAGUGCAGCUGCAAGGGACGUCAAAGUUACCGAACAAACGGAUUCUUCAGAAGACGAGUCGUCGGACCCUGAGGAGGACAGCGAACCAUCAGACCGGGCUGCGGAGAACGACCCUGCGAAUGUGAAGGAGACUCCGAUAAGGCGUGCAGGCAGCAGCGAAGAGGGGGGGCCAAGGGAAGGGCCUGACAAUAAGUCAACGACUGAGUCAAGCUCAGGGGAGGACGAGUCCGAAAUCGAAAGCGGAAGCGACGGGGAGCAGGAAGCCGCUGCCACAAAAAAAGGAGAGCCGCAGGUUUCUGCAAACGGCGGCGUAACGGGCCACGUGGCUGGCAAGAAGAGGGCCAGAGAAGCGACCCCAGACAGCAGUUCGGAGGAGACUUCAGAGUCAGAGUCGGACGAGGGUGAGCGAACCGAAGGGAGGGGAACAGGGCCAGUUUGGGGGGCGGGCAUUGCCAAAACGGACGGAGAGAAGGGGGUGGUGGGGAAUCAGAGAGCCCCCGAAAAGGCUCCUGCUGCACGCAAAGGAUCUGAGGGCUCGGAAGAAGAGGCGUCAAGCUCGGACGAAAGCUCUUCAGACUCUGAAACGGAGGCGCCAGCUCUCAAGUCGAUCGGCAAGCAGAACGGGGGGCCGAAGCCGUCCCCGAACGGGAGGCUUGCCAAAGGACUCAACGGAAGGGGCAAAGGCGGAGGCGACUCAGAUGGCGACCAAAAGGGGCCUGUAGUGGAGCACUCAAGGCCCGCCAAGGCGAAUGGGGAUAACAACAAGGCCCCAAAAGCGGCCACCGCAGGGCCGGAAGAGUCUCCGCAAGUGCCCGGCGAGCCCCCCCUGCCGAGCUUCAACCUGCUAAUGCUUACAAAGAGCCUUUCCCCUGACGCGAGCGCGGAGGACAGCUUCCACGCGCUGCUGGCCCAGCUGUGGGCGGCCAGCCUGGAGGACGGGCCGGCGCUCGCGCUGCGCAUCCCCCCCGUCGACACGGCGGGGCUGGUCCGGCAGCCGAUCCGGCGCUUUGCGGCCCUGACUCCGUACGUGAACAACUUCCGGGUGUGGGUGCUACUGGAGGCGUGGGAGACCAUCCGGGUGGAGUACGCGCACGCCAAAAAGGGGACCGCCAACCCGCUGAAGGCGCCCAGUUCCUCGUCCCUGCUGGACGUGUCCGGCGUGAGCCAGCCGGGCGACGGCUUCUCGUACCUGGAGCUCACUUCCCGCCUGCACGACAGCAGCAACCUGCCCGAGAAAGACGAGGUCGUGUUACUGGAGGAGGUCCGGUUCGUGGACGACUCCCAGCCCGGCUUUCAAGGCGCGGCGGGGCACUGGGAGCGGGGGGGCAAGACGGUGCUGGCGUUUGCCCACUAUGGCUUGCGGAAGGGCACGCUCAAGGUGCGGGGCGCGUACAGGCCGGCAACCAAGGCGGUGUGCGUGCUGCGCGUGUGUUCCCUGACCACCCUGGCCCGCUCCUGGACUGCGCUCUACGAGAUGGGCGCCAAAGCCUACUACCCGCUCAUUCUGGACCCCCAGCGAUGGGCCCCUGGCGCGCACGGCGCAAGCCUGGCCCCCGAGCAGAGAGCCCAGCACCAGCCGCGCGUGACGGACGACUUUUUCUGGUCGCGCCGGGACGGCCCCAUCUGGCUGCACUUUUUGCGGACGUGGCACGAGAAGGGCCUCGUCAACGACGACCAGGUCGAGGCCAUGGCCGUCGGGCUGCUGCCGCAGGAGCGGCUCACGCUCAUACAGGGCCCCCCGGGCACUGGCAAGACGUCCACGAUUGUCGCCCUGGUGUCGGCCAUUCUGGUGGCCACCCCGACUGCGCGCAUCCUGCUGUGCGCGCCCUCCAACGGCGCAGUCGACGAGUGCACGCGCCGGCUGCUGGGGGGCAACAUGAUCGACAAGGAGGGCAAACGGUACGCCCCCGAGCUGCACCACAUUCUGCGCGUGGGGCCCCCCGCCCAGGUGCACCCCGCGUGCCAGAAGGUGACCAUGGACGCGCAGAUGGACACGCGGCGCGGCAGCGCCAACUACCGCGACAUGGGGCCCCGUGCGGCAGAGGAGCAGAUGCACGCCGACAUGCUGACGUGCGCCAAGGUGGUGUGCGCCACGCUCAGCGGCAGCGGCAUGGACCUGCUCACCGCCAAGAUGCGCCCCUUCACAGUCGUCAUCGUCGACGAGGCGGCGCAGGCGGUGGAGCCGGAGGCGCUGAUUGCUUUGAACCGGCUGGCGGACGGCGGACGCAUGAUCCUGGUCGGGGAUCCCUGCCAGCUGCCUGCUACCGUGAUACAGCACCCCCAGGCCCCGUACGAGGUCAGCCUCUUUGAGCGGCUGCAGGCGGCCGGCUCGCGGUGCACUCUGCUGACCACGCAGUACCGCAUGCACCCCGCCAUCCGCACCUUCCCCAACGACCACUUCUAUGCGGGAAGGCUCCAAGACGCUGACCCCGUAAUCGCCCGGCCCCUCGUUGUUGGGGACAGCAUGAGCCCGGAUUGUACCCCCCGGGACCUGCUUCGAGUCUACUCGGGCGACGUCCAGUUCAACCUCAGUCCGUACCGCUUUCUGGACGUCCGGUGGAGCUCCGAGCAGAACGGCGGCGGGGGCUCGACCCAGAAUAACCUCGAAGCGUCGGUGGUUGCCGCGGUGGUUAGCGGGCUGGUCAAGGGGCUAACCGCGGGCGUGCCCGUGCGUGGCGAAGGCGGGCUGAUCGAGAUGCGGCGCUUUAACCCGGGAGACGCGACCCGGGGCAGUGGGGCGCCAUUUUCGGUGGGGGUGAUCACGCCUUACUCUGCGCAGAAGCAGCUGAUCUGCGCCCGGCUGUCCCGGAAGGGGGUGCCCCGAGAGGCGUACGAAGUGAACACGGUGGACGGGUUUCAGGGCCGCGAAAUGGACGCGAUUGUGCUGUCGACCGUGCGGGCGGCUCGUGGGGGUACGUCGGGCCCGGGGGGCACGAUCGGGUUCGUGUCGGACCGGCGGCGUAUGAACGUGGCGCUGACGCGCGCGCGGCACUGCCUGCUGAUCGUGGGCGACUCGCAGACGCUGGCGGCGCGCAGCGACGACUGGCGGGCGUUGAUCGAGGAUGCCAAGGCGCGGAAGUGCUUUGAGGAGAUUGAGAAGGACGGGAAGAGCCCGCGGAAAGGGGGGGUGCCGGGACAGGGCCUGGGGGGAGGGGAUCGGUCCGGUGGUAAAGAGAAGGACGGCGGGGCUGGUGUGAAACGCAAGUUGGAUCUGAGUGGUGGAGACCCGGAUGCGGGCGCCCAAGGAGGAGGGAAGAGGAGGAGACUUGGGGGCAAAGGAAAUGAAGGUGGUUCAGGGACUAAUGCCGCAGACAGCGAGGAGGUGGGCAAUAAUUGGGGCGAGAAGACGCUGGGUAGGACGGGGCCAGAAGGCACCAGUGACUCCCCAGAAGCUCCAAGGAAGAAGGAGAAGAAAAAGUCAGUGAAGGAACAGAAAAGAGGCGUUACGGGUGGGGAAGACGGCAGUGUUGCAGCGAAACGAGGGGGCGAAGCGGAGACGCAGGCUAGGCAGGGGCGCAAAAAAGAGAGGGGGGGCGACGGGGCAGAUAAGCUGACGGGCAAGCAGACCGCGGGUGAAGACGUUAAGCCGGGAGAAAGUAAGAUGGCGACAGUGGGGAUGAAGAAGACCAAGGAGAAGAAGCAGGCCGGGUUGGGUCACCCAGCCGAAGUCGAGGAUGAAAAGCCGAAGGGAAAAGGUGCGAAGGAAGUGGCCUUAGAGGGGGGACGCUCCCCUGCGCCAGCUGCCGAGUCGAAGAAAGGCGAGGACGCAGAAACGGCGACCGCCAGAAGUGAGAAGAAGCGGACGAAGAAGGCGAGUGGGGAGACUGCCGGAAAAGCGGACGAGCCUAUACCGUCUGGGGAACCGGUGAAGGCCGGCGUGGAAAUAGCGCCUGCUGCUGCAAAGGAGGCAGUGCCGACGGCUUCGUCGCAUGCUAACAGGCCCUUGACUCCGAAGUCAGACACUGCCGACAAAAGCGGCAAGAAAAGGAAACGCGACCGAGAAGGGGUGGGGUUGCUUAAUGGGGACGGGUCGUUAUGCGGCGGUGCUGAAGAGAACGGAAAGCAGGAAGGGGAGGCUGCAGACGUUGUGGCUGAAGAGCGUUCGAAGAAGCGUCCGAGAAAGAAGAAGGAGCGGCCUACUUCCGAACGCCCUGCGGAAGGCUUGCAGGAAUGGCCCGCUGGCAAGGGAGGGGGCGGCGAGGACGGCCGGAAGAAACAAGAGGGAAAGGAACAGGCGAGUACGGGCACAACGCCGAACAGAAAAAAGGGGGAAACCGGACUGACGGAGGCUUCCGACUUGCUGACGGACCAGGGUGAGGAUGCGGCCCAUUCUGCCGCGGGGGGGAAGAACGACGGGGGCAGUAGACCCCCCGGAAGUGCGCUUGUUUCCGGAGGCCCAAGGGGCGGUGUCGCGCGGAAAAGAGGGCCUCAGCCGCGGCCGAUUCUGAAACGUAAAUCCUUGGUGAGCAAGAAGGGGUGGAAGGUCGGGAAGAAGGUGCGGCUCGCCAAGCACGUCCACUUCCAGGAUCCGAAGCAUCUGGUGCAGGUGCGGUACAUACCGCGACUGACGAAGGAGGUGGAAAAAGGCGGAAAGGAGGGACCGGGGAAGCCGGCAGGACGGAAAAGGGAGCUGACGUUCCAGACAUUUGUCGACUUGAAGAAGAAGGCACGGGAGCGGUGGGUCGGAAAGGCCGCGCCGGCCGAUGGGCGCCUGUUGAAAGCCGGGCAGAACAGAUCCGCGGCCAAAAAAGUAGAAGGGGACUUGCAGGCAUAUGCGGAGGGGUCAGCAGCGAACGUGGCGGGCAGAGAUCCGGAGCGAGACGUGUUGAAGAAAGGAGGCUUAGGAUAUGCAGUUAGGAACGGAGUAAAUGCAAGAGGAACCCGCAAGGGAGCUUUGCCGUUGGUGGCAGUCUCACCCAAGAAGCACUAGGCUCGGAAGAUGCAGGUAGGGAUCAGCUAGGGAUUAGAGCUUGCUGCGUAAUCAGGGCACAUGCAACUCCUCCAUGCAGUAGUGAUAGUCGAUCCUUAUUAGUGCAAAGCUUUAGUUGAUUGUAUUCUGCUCUGAUCCGUCAGUUAAAACGUCGAUUUAUGCCGUUAAUGUGCUGGUUGCAAGGAUUGCAAGUGGUUGUAACAGCUUUCACUGAAAGCAGUCUGCAAAAAUGUUGUCGGGC